Messenger RNA from Musa acuminata subsp. malaccensis (wild Malaysian banana), 723 nucleotides. NCBI's taxonomy places the organism in Eukaryota, Viridiplantae, Streptophyta, Magnoliopsida, Zingiberales, Musaceae. The record is from RefSeq and is a predicted model, not a curated record.
UUUCCUUAUAAAUAUUGUGUCUCAUAUCCAGUAUCUCAAACUUGUCUCGGAGGGAGCGAAUUCAAGCUUAUCAACAAUGAAGAUCCCAUUUGCACUUGUUCUCACAAUUGGUUUGGUCAUGAUCAUCUCCAAAACAAGUGUUGAUUGUAGAAGGAUUGAGGAGAAUCCCUUGGAUUUCUCUCUUCAAGGAGUUAAGGGAAAGGACUACAUGCUCGAUCAUAAUAAAGUUGUCUUUGGCUCCACUAUUGGUGGAAGAAACAAUGAGAAGAUCAAGAAGAACAUUAAAAGUAUGGGAGAGAAGAAGGGAAAAGCUACUGUAGAUCCAUCAUUUGGCUAUCCCUUUGGAGUUCCAAAGAAUGCCAAUGAUAAUAAUAGAAAUAGCAAUGCCAAGAACAACAAGUAUGAUGGUGAUCCUUUUGCACACACUCUGGGUAUGUCAGCAGAUUCACACCACCAGAUAUCGAUCGAUGAAUAUCGAAGGAUGUUUGGUGAUCUUCCUAAGCACCCAUGAAGCCCUGUUGCCCUUAACUGUUAUGUGCUACUGCACUAUAGGAUAUGUCAAAUUUGCUCGGUGUAAAGAGCAAAUGCUUUAAAAGUAACUUGUGUCAUGGAUAGCUCCACAACAUGUAAUGGAUGUCUGGAUCUUUAGAUUAAUGUCCUACACUGCUAAAUAUAAUAAGAUGUAAUGACUGGCUUGACUUAUUAUAUUUUCUAUGCACUCAA